This is a messenger RNA of Odocoileus virginianus texanus, 971 nucleotides long. NCBI's taxonomy places the organism in Eukaryota, Metazoa, Chordata, Mammalia, Artiodactyla, Cervidae. The record is from RefSeq and is a predicted model, not a curated record.
GGGAGCAGCUGGGGGCCAGUGGGAGCCCACAGCAUCCUCUGAGGCCCAGCCCUGGGCUGCCCCCGGGACUCCAGGCCUGGCAUGAUUCAAGGGCCCAUGGGAAACUGUGCCAAGCGGCCCCGGCACCGGGGUCCUAAGGACCGCUGGCAGUGGCCUGGCUCCCCCCCAGGGGGGUCCCGCCAUGGCCUGGGCCCCAGCCCCAGACCCAGCCCCAGUCCCGAGGAGCCAGGGGCCCCUGGGCCUGGCGUCCAGGGCUUCUCCGUGCUCAGCAGCGUGGUGGGGCCCGCCUGCAUCUUCCUGCGGCCCAGCAUCGCCGCCACCCAGCUCGUAUGACCGGGAGCUGCGGCCUGAGGAGAUUGAAGAGCUGCAGGCCGCCUUCCAGGAGUUUGACCGAGACCGGGACGGCUACAUCGGCUACCGGGAGCUGGGGGCCUGCAUGCGGACGCUGGGCUACAUGCCCACCGAGAUGGAGCUCAUCGAGAUCUCCCAGCAAAUCAGUGGCGGGAAGGUGGAUUUUGAAGACUUUGUGGAGCUGAUGGGCCCCAAGCUGCUGGCGGAGACCGCGGACAUGAUCGGUGUCCGGGAGCUGCGGGACGCCUUCCGGGAGUUCGACACCAACGGGGACGGCUGCAUCAGCUUGGGUGAGCUCCGGGCGGCCCUGAAGGCCCUGCUGGGAGAGCGGCUCAGUCAGCGGGAGGUGGACGAGAUCCUCCGCGACAUUGACCUCAACGGGGACGGCCUGGUGGACUUCGAAGAGUUUGUGCGAAUGAUGUCUCGCUGAGCCUGCACAGAAGCUGGAAGCAGCAGACAGGACUUGGGACCAGAGCCACUGCCUGCCAGUGUGUUCCUGGAGCCCCGACCUCCAGCUGGGACCCCUCUCCCUCUCCUCCCUGCCCGCACCUGUGUGCACAGCCCUUGCCUGCAACACCCCCACCCCACUCCUCCACCGAGCCCCCAAGCCCAGCUCUGUC